Molecule: messenger RNA, 1980 nt
Organism: Penicillium macrosclerotiorum
Lineage: Eukaryota; Fungi; Ascomycota; Eurotiomycetes; Eurotiales; Aspergillaceae
Product: nucleoporin NDC1
Exons: 3
Coding region: 1-1980 (659 amino acids)
Biological process (GO): spindle pole body localization; nuclear pore organization
Cellular component (GO): spindle pole body; nuclear pore transmembrane ring
Molecular function (GO): spindle pole body-nuclear membrane anchor activity
Source: RefSeq, a predicted model, not a curated record
AUGGCUGCCGCCGCCCAACCUCGGCCGUACAGGCGCAUCCUCACCUCAGCGCUGCAUCGACGAUUUGUCCAUGCCUCCGCGCUUUCGCUCCUCGUGUCCUAUAUUGUCGCAAUUGCAAUAGGCGACAAAACCUCCUUCAUUUGGGCAUGGUUCCCUAUCGGAGCUUGUGGCCUUCGUGCCAUACUCCUUUUUGUCUCAUCACUCUCUAUCUUCGUUCUGCGUGUCGGACAAAUGCACCUCGGCCCAAGAACCACAACAUCCCCGAUCGGCGCUUUUAAACAUCUAUUUCCAGUUCAGGUUGCUCAGACUUUUGGAUGGUAUCUUUUUUCUGCUUGGUGGUUUACUGAGAUCUACCUCUGGUCGUCUUCGAAGGACGCACACCUGGAAAUGGUGAAAUGGGGCAGACCAUAUGAGCGUCCGACUUUGAACGAGAGACCGAUUUACAUCCACACCUACCAUCUGCUCUUAGCUUGUGUUCAAGCUGGAUUCCACCUCUAUUAUGACGAGGAUCAGGUUCCUGUACCUAUUAACACCCGAAACCCGAAGGCAGAUGAUGAGCGUACACACCCAGUGCCACCGACCUCGAAACAUAUUCAGAAUACGCUCCCACAAGUGGUCAUUUCUGGACUUAAGAGAAGCCUGGUUGUUGCCAGCAUUACUCCCAUCCUUUACCGCGGAUUUCUUCGGCAGCGAGCAUGGAGGUGGUCCUUGUAUUUCGCAAAGCUCUUUUGGAAUUUCUCUCGUUCCUCCGCUGAGCCCGAUACUUUUCUUCCUCCCGGAUUUUUCACUCUCCUCGUCCGAUCUGCUUUCUCUGGCUCUCUCCUGAUACUUUGCUGGCAAACAGCUAAUCUCUUCUUUUCUAUCUUCAUUGGAAAGGAACCUUUGAAGCGUGGUCAGCCACUGACAGCCGAGGCAAAAGACCCCAACGGAAGCCUUCUCACUGGUCUGAAAACGAAGAAACAAGUCGUCAAAUCAUUCGCCCUAUGGGAACUUGGUCUUAUUAGCCAGAGUCAUCCAGAGCGUCGAAAGACGAUUUUCAACGAAAUUGACCGGGAUAACGGCUCGACCUGGACUCAAGUUCUGGACAGUUUAACAGAAGUAAUCAAGGGCAUUACGACACGGAUUGACGCAGUCAAAGCUCCAAGACCAGGUGCUAAACCACCAUCGGACUCGGAACCUUCUCAACCUAUUCUUCAGACACUACCGCGAUUGACAGAGCCGCCCAAGAAUGGGAACAUCUUCGCGGCAGCGCCGAAAGCGAGCUCUCACCAGGACAAAUUUGGGGAGGCUUUCAGCUCAACUGCCAAGGCAUAUGGCCAAUCCCCAGAUUGGACUCCCAAAGCACGCGCCCGCGCCCGCGAAGUUUUGGACAUGGCUUCUUCUGCCAUGCUGAGCCCUGAACGAAAACAGAGACUUCUUGCUUCUACAGAGGAGUUUAAGCUCCUUACCGGAGGGCCUUCAACAACUUACAAGCCCGAAGAUGUCAAUCCUCUUAUUGCCAACUUUCUUCGGUCCCCUAUCGGCCAGCCAUUGCGCCAAACAUAUGCCCGGCAGGCGUCGAGUGUCAUCCUCAGCACACCUGACUCGGUCCUGGACCCUAUUGUGGACGCGGUUGACUCAUUGACACGCCUCUUAAUUGCCAGUCUUGCGGAAGACCAGUAUGGAAAAGUCCAGGCUGAUGUUCCGGCCGUGGUCCGUCUAUUCACUCAAACGAUUAUUUCUUUGGAUGCUGUUGUGCACCAAGGUGGCCUGGACGCUCACUGGACAGAUGUCAACUUCCCUCCCUCAUCUGAUCCGAAGGCACAAGCGGAAGCUCGUAAAGUACCAGCCGUGGAACUGGUGCUGGACACUCUGAAGAGCGGCCUAGGUGAUUUAUUGAUAGCCUUCAAGCCAUACUUUAGAGAUAUCGGCCUUGUCGGCAAGGAUCUUCGGCUAGCAAAACAAGCAGCAGGCCUUGAUGAGGAGGAUGUCUCUUUAUGA